Messenger RNA from Episyrphus balteatus (marmalade hoverfly), 1096 nucleotides. It is a transcript of the gene Cpr64Ab, whose product is annotated as larval cuticle protein A2B. Gene Ontology annotation, cellular component: extracellular matrix. The transcript is spliced from 2 exons. The record is from RefSeq and is a predicted model, not a curated record. NCBI's taxonomy places the organism in Eukaryota, Metazoa, Arthropoda, Insecta, Diptera, Syrphidae. The coding region runs from base 646 to 1041 and encodes 131 amino acids.
UCGCUCAAAUUAAAUAGGUAUUAGUAAAGUAUUGAUAUAUUUCAUUAAGAAAGCUUGCAAAAGCCUUUCAUAAGUUUCGCAUUUUAUUUUUGUUAAUCUGAGCCCCUGAAAGACUACACUGUGCAGACGCGUUUUGCUUCCCUUUUUUGAUCACAAUUAUUCACAAUAUUUUUUAAUACCUGCCAUAUCAUACAUUUAUAAUACUCGCAAGCGUCUGUCGAUCUACAUAAUAUCAAUUUGAAUAAAAAAUAUCAAAAUUUUUAAUCACAUCACUUCUCUAUACUAAUAAAAAAAAAAAAACUUUGGGUUUCCCGAUGAGUUUGUACACAGACUUUAUUUAUAAAGACAGUAUAGUUUAGUAGGAAAGGGAUCCAAAUUGGCACGCUUUUUAAUGCAACAAUACACGAUUACAUAUUCGAUUCGAUUGAAUUCAAUUAGGAAAUGAAUUGGUGACUUAUUCCAAACUUUUAUACUGUGGGUGGCAGUUUUUUUUAUGCAAUUUAUUAUGCGAUAUGUUAAGUACAUACAAUUAACUAUAGUUGCUUUUUUUCAUUUAAAAGCAACGUCAAGGUUUGGUAAGUUAUCAUUCAACAAAGUUCAUCGAUAACGAAAAUAACUCGAAAGAAAUUAAUCAAACUAAAAAAAAUGGCAUUCAUCAAGUUCGCAAUUGUGUGCUGUGUCCUUGUAUCAGCAGUCAACUGUGGUGUCCUUUUGCAAGGUCAAAGAUUUGCUGCUCCUCUUGCUGCUCCAGUUGCAACAAUCAACACAGACUAUGAUCCUCAUCCACAAUAUACAUUCGCUUACAAUGUUCAGGAUGCUUUGACUGGAGACAGCAAGAGUCAACAGGAGACUAGAGAAGGUGAUGUUGUUAAGGGUUCCUAUUCUGUAGCUGAACCUGAUGGUACCAUUCGUACUGUCAUCUACACCGCUGAUCCAAUCAAUGGUUUCAAUGCUGUUGUUCAGAGAGGACCAUUGAUCGCUCCAAGACCUGCUGUUCCAGUUGCAGCUCCAUUUGGUGCACCAGCACCAAUUUUCGGUUAAACGUUCCCAUAUAUUUGUGUUACUAGUUGAAUUGUUAUAGUUAUUUGAAAAUAAG